ACAUUUUGUUGCAGAGACUGAGAGGAGAGGGAAGAUAACGGGGAAAAAUCUCAGAGCUAGGGUUUGGAGCGUCUUCCCUUUCCUUUUAUAGUAACUAUUUUCACGUUAUGAUAAGCUUUCCCCUUGGAUGUCAAGUCUUAUUUUUCUGUAGAUCUCAGAGGAAAUCUUAGGUUUUUUUUUCUAAGGUUUUCACUGUGAAAUCAUUUUGACAAUCAUUCUCUCUGAUUUUACUGGAAUCUCUGUCUCUGUAAUCUUCUUUCUUUUUCGUUAACUUCUUCACUAGAUCGAAUACUAGUCAGGGGCAUUGAGCUUAUUCAGCAUAGAGAAUCUCUGCAUUUCUUUUCUGGACUUACAAUGAUGCCGUUUUUGUAUCAAAAGUGAGAGCUUUUGCCCAAGGAGAUCUGUCUCUUGCUCUUUUGUUUCCAGGUUUGGUAUGUGUUCCUGAUAAGCUUCAGAGCCGGUUCAAGGUUUCAGUAAUGGAACUAUUAGAUUCCAAGUGGAUAUAAGAAUAUAUUCAAGUUUAUUAUGAUGUAAGCAGGUUCGAGUUUAUCAUGAUGUAUGAAUCAGUUGCUGAAGUCCUAUACCGAUGUUAUUUUCGUUUCUCGGAUUUGCUUGUGUAGUUCAUUCAAGUGAUCAUCAUCAAUGGAGAUAGAAGAUUUGUAGUGGUUAUGAGGCAAGAUCUGAACUUUUUGAUAGUAGAUGGAUUGGUAAUGGUUCUAAAGCAUUGAGUCGCUCAUCUCCUUUUCUGUAUCUUUUAACAGUAAUCAAGGUCAAUCUGGCUCUGAAAGAUUAGCAAUGGAUUUUUGAGUAGAUCCAUCUGUUGUGCUCUUUAACAUUAUUUCAGGCCGCAAUAAUUUGUCUGGUGCGAUGAGAUGAUUUUCAGAGCAUCUCCUCCCUGCAUAUUUCUUGUUUCAAUAGAUACGAAGUUCAGCGCUAGGGAUACGUAGACUAGAUUCAAGUGGAACCGGUGCAUAUUGUUGUGCAAUACUGUAACAUUAUGACUUCAUUUCCAGAAGAGGUUCUUGAACAUGUAUUCGAUUUCAUAUCUUCACACAAGGAUAGGAACUCUGUAUCUGUGGUUUGUCAAUCUUGGUUUAGGGUUGAGAGAUGCUCACGGCGAAAUGUAUUUAUAGGGAAUUGUUAUGCCACUAACCCGGAGAGGGUUAUAUCUAGGUUUCCUAGGGUUAAGGCCCUAAGUUUAAAGGGGAAGCCGCAUUUUGCUGAUUUUAACCUUGUUCCUCACGACUGGGGAGCUCAUGUUUUACCAUGGAUUGAAGCCAUGGCCAGGAGUUAUCAAUGGCUUGAGGAGCUUAAACUGAAGAGAAUGUUGAUAACUGAUGAUUGCCUUGACCUCAUUUCCCAUGCCUUUCCAAAUUUCAAGGCUUUGGUGCUUAUUUCAUGUGAGGGGUUCUCGACAGAUGGUCUGGCUUCCAUUGCGGCAAACUGCAGGAACCUUAGAGAGCUUGAUUUACAAGAAUGUGAGAUUGAAGAGAAAAACACCCCCUGGCUCAGCUGCUUUCCUGAGACCUGCACAUCCCUUGUCUCUCUAAAUUUUGCCUGCCUCAAAGGAGAGGUGAACCCAGCUGUUCUUGAGCGUCUUGUAGCAAGAUGCCCUAAUCUCAAGAGCCUAAAAAUGAAUCGCUCAGUGCCUUUGGAGAUGCUCCAUAAGAUCCUUGCUCGAGCGCCCCAAUUAGUGGAACUUGGUACUGGAGCAUUUACACAGGAACCACGUUCCGAGCAUUAUAUCAAGCUUUUCAAUGCUUUCCACAAUUGCAAGAAUAUUAAGAGCCUUUCUGGUUUUUGGGAGGUGGCCCCAGUGUAUCUUCCGUCCAUUUACUCUGUUUGUGCGAACCUCACAUCUCUCAACCUCAGUUAUGCAUUGAUCCAGGGCCCAGAACUCAUCAAGCUUAUUCAACAGUGCCACAAGCUCCAACGCCUCUGGAUCCUGGACUUCAUAGAGGACAAGGGUCUUGAGGCAGUGGCAUCCACCUGCAAGGACCUUCAAGAGCUGCGUGUCUUCCCCUCCGACCCCUUUGGCCACCACCAACACCCCAACCCCUAUGUUACCGAGCGGGGCCUUGUUGCUGUUGCUCAAGGCUGCCCCCGCCUGCAUUCCCUUCUCUACUUCUGCCGCCAGAUGACCAAUGCUGCCCUCACCACCAUCGCUCGCUCUUGCCCUAAUUUCACCCGCUUUCGCCUUUGCAUCAUCGAACCUCACACCCCCGACCACUUGACAAGGCAGCCCCUUGACGAAGGCUUUGGCUCAAUUGUUAGAGAAUGCAAAUCUCUCCAGCGCCUCUCUGUCUCUGGCCUUUUAACUGACCAAGUCUUCCUCUACAUUGGUAUGUAUGGUAAGAAGCUCGAGAUGUUAUCCGUAGCCUUUGCUGGUGAGUCAAACAAGGGGAUGCAAUAUGUGCUUAGAGGGUGCUCAAGCUUGAGGAAGUUGGAGAUUAGGGAUAGUCCUUUUGGGGAUGAAGCUUUACUUACUGGAGUGGGGAAGCUCGAAACAAUGCGAUCCCUUUGGAUGUCGGGGUGUGAGGUGAGUUAUGGGGGGUGUAAGGAAUUGGCGGAGAGAGCGCCUGGUUUGAAUGUGGAAGUAAUGAGUGAGAGAGAGUGUAGGUUUAUUGGGAGCCCGGUUAGGGAGCAUAGGGUUGAUAAGGUUUAUGUGUAUCGAACAUUGGUAGGGCGAAGGGAGGACAUGCCAAACUUUGUAUGGAAGGCGUAGAAAGAGAGCCUAGAGAAACAGGGUAUGCGCAUUAGUUGAUGGCUGGGAUGUUGCUACCCUCUUUACCCCAGGUUUGUAUGGUCGGCUUCUACUUUAGUUUUGGUUCUUUUUUCUUAUUUUUUUCUUAUUCCUUUCCUUUUCAUUUGAGCAGUUUGUGGGAAUGAGGGUGGAGGGAUUGGUAUCUUAUUGUAGCCAAUGUAAUGAUUUAUCCUCUGCUUAUCUCUCUCUUGGGAGGAAAAUAGGAAUUUCUGAUUGUGGAUGGUAUUAGGUCUCUCUCGUGAGAAUUUUCAUUGUGGUGUUUUUGCUAGCACCCCUCUAUCUUUCAUGAAGGACCCAUGUUGGAUAUUUUAACCUGUCUCCCUUACUGAUUCCUAAUAUAGUUUUGGAGCAAUCUACGUCUUCUGGGAGCUAGAUUAUGUGAAUUUUUUAGAGAUUUAAGCCGGUUUCACCAUACCUCACAAAAAUGGGAAAACUCAGGAUUGUGCUCAUGGUUUGGAGUAUAAUUGAGAAUAUGAUUUCUGGUAUCAGUGAGAAGGGUGAUCAGCUGUGGGUUUCUGAAAUCUGUUGUGGUUGGGAGAGACGCCAUGGGUAAAAAUGUACCGGUAGUGAGGAGUUUGUGACUGAAAGAGUAAAUGGGAUUUGGGUCAGUGAGAGAGUGGUGAAAGGUGGCUGGCCUUCCGACUGAAUGCUUUUUUGUGUAGGUUGGGUCCUCGUGUCCUCCAUCAUUUCUUCCAUUAUCCAUUUGGUUCGGUCACGAUCAGAGCUUUCCUUUUGUUUCCUUUUACCUCAUUGAAGAGAGAGAGAGAACUAGAGAGAAAAUGGGGCAGCUUUUUAGACUUGUUUUUAAUGCCUGUGGACUCCAUGAUAAUUAAUUUACUUGCUUGACUAGAUCUCCUGAACCUUGACUUUAAUGGAUAAAUGAAGAGAUUUCGUGUCCUU
Messenger RNA from Amborella trichopoda, 3664 nucleotides. Its product is annotated as protein AUXIN SIGNALING F-BOX 2. Gene Ontology annotation, biological process: SCF-dependent proteasomal ubiquitin-dependent protein catabolic process. The record is from RefSeq and is a predicted model, not a curated record. NCBI's taxonomy places the organism in Eukaryota, Viridiplantae, Streptophyta, Magnoliopsida, Amborellales, Amborellaceae. Gene Ontology annotation, cellular component: SCF ubiquitin ligase complex. Gene Ontology annotation, molecular function: protein binding.